AAAAACAGACAUACCCCAAACAAAGUAAAGAAAGAAGCUAUAGGACAAUGCUGAUACCUAUUAGGAUUUUAAGCUUACUAGUACUUCUAAUCUUAAUUGCUCAACAUCUCCCAAACACUAGUUCUUACCAAGGCGGAAAAUUUGCAACCAAAAGAUGCAAUUCAGCACCAAAAAGAGAGACCUUGGCAAAUAAUGCUGGAGAAAAUGAAGCAGCUGUGAUAAGAGGAAACAAAAGGACCAGACCCCAAAUGGCAUAUGCAGAGAAAUUCACCAAAGAAAAAAAUAAUAUUGUAGCAAGCAAGCAAGAAAUGUUGGAUUUAAAUGUAAAAGGUGAACAAAUUAUGAGCAGACGUCCACUCACCCACCAAGAUAAUGCUGGAUAUGUUGCAUUUACAGCAGAUUAUAAAUCACCUAGGCACCACCCACCAAGGCACAAUUGAGAACACUACUAGAAAAUCACUAAUUUUGGACGUUUUGUCAGGAUUUGACUCGCCGCCGCGAAAAAGCCAUCGCAAAUGUUACGACGAGUCAAAUUCCGUCGGAAAUUAGUGAUUUUCUGGUAAUGGAAUGAGAAGUGCCAAUCAAAUAUCGAUGGUUCAAGUACUUUUGCAUCUUAUUUAUCUUAGUCUUCACUUUACUAUAUAUCUUUUUCCUUGUAACUUUGUAUUAUAAGGUUAAUUUUAAGUAUGUAUGGUUACUGAACUUUAUCGACCUUGAAAUUAAUGCCUUUGUAUUUAGUGAUCGUUUUGAUGUGCUCGUAUGCAACAAUUACGAACGUCGAGCAAUGAUGAGUAUAUGCUCAUAAUUCUACAUACUCCGAUGUUCACUCAGAUGUUCACGUUUUGCAGUUCAUAAACCUGUUUGAUAUAUGGUGGAUUAAUAUAUAAGUCCUGAAAUAUUAAUGUAAUUAUUAUGUAUCCAUCAAGACUUCUAGUUGUUGUCUUACUGAGUGUUAGGUAAUAGCAAUCGAACAUCCAUAUAAAUAAUAAAAUUCUAUUGAAAAGGUGUUUAUUGGUCUCACCAUGCACAUUUAGGGAUGACACACCCUGAAGAAUAUUAGUCAUUUUGGGUGGUUCUCUCUACAACCAUAUUGAAAUUGAUUAGCUUUUUUUUUUUUAAAAAAAAAAAAUUUAUUUAUGAAGCAAUGGGUGCUUAUACAUUUGAGGAAUAGCUUGUGGUAAUUAAUAUAUUACUAGUUGAUACGAUUUAAGGUAACUCAACAUUCAAGUAAUGACGGUGAUAGAAAUAUGCCAUAAGAAAUCUGAAAAAUAACACAUGAGAGAUCUA
Molecule: messenger RNA, 1287 nt
Organism: Lycium ferocissimum
Lineage: Eukaryota; Viridiplantae; Streptophyta; Magnoliopsida; Solanales; Solanaceae
Product: protein GOLVEN 5-like
Exons: 3
Coding region: 48-440 (130 amino acids)
Source: RefSeq, a predicted model, not a curated record